UACAAUAAUUAUUUUUAACUUAAUGGAAUAGCAGACAUUUAUCAAGACUCUGCAACAGAUAGAUAGGCUUUAUGUUAUUUAUCUCAUAAAGAUGCUUGAAAUCCAUUGUGUGGGUAUAAUAAAUUAAGAAAUAAAAUGAAAACAUUGCACUGAUUAAAGCAGUUGAUAAUGUAUAAAUAUGAUUUUAUGGCGCGCCCUCUAAUGGUGAACACGUUAAAUGUUGUUGUGUUGCUUGGAUACCUGAUAAAUUACAGCGACAUAUUAACAUGAAUAAUCUACAGAACACUGUACAUUAAGAGAAGAUUUGAUAUAGACGUGGAGCAACAACAUAGACAAUUUGACUGACAGGGGUUUGGCUAUGGAGGAGUCUGUAAUCCAGCAGCACCUCACACACUAUAAACAGGCCACAGAGACGGCACGUGAGGAGCUGGCCGUCCUGCAGACCAAAUACAACAAACUCCAAUCACAGCUCUUGGAAAGCCAAUCCAAAGUUGCAUCUCAGGAAGAGACUCUGAAGAACUUAAGGGAUGUUGUAGAUCGACAUAAAGAGAAAGAAGCGAGACAGGAGUCUCUCAUCAGCUCGCUCAGAGAACGCAACUACAACACAGAGCAGGAGAUGCUCUCCAUCACCUCCUCCAAAAGCUUCAUGGACAUGAGAAUACAGACACUUACAAAAGAGAAUGAGGAGAUCAAGGGGAAAAUCAUGGAACUUGAUAUCAAAUCAAAACAGUAUUUUGCAGAAUGCAACAAGGCAAAACAGGAAGCUGCUGAGACCCAGAGAAGAUCCGACGAGUUUAUAUCAGCAGUAGCAAACAAAGUCUCUGUAAAUGUGGCAGGAAAGGCGGAUCCUAUGGAUUAUAUCAUAUCCGUGGUGGACGCCUGCUUCAAGGAGAGAGACCGACUGAAGAACUGCAUUUGUGCUUUAGAGGAGAGUGUGAAGUUGUACGAGGUGGAGUGUAAAGCCAGCAGAGAAACAGUCAAGAGACUGGCGACUGAUGUAGAACAUGAACAGUUGCUCUCAGCAUCAAGAGCCAAUGAGCUGAACUCUAGCAGACAGGAAUCGGAUAUAAUCUCCCUGAAGAAACUAAGUUUGGAGAGGGAGAACCAGAGCCUCAAAGCAUCCCUGCAGGAGUCUGAACUGGAGCUGGUGUCUGCACAGCAGCGCUGUCGCCACUAUGAGAAUCUCUCUCAAGAUCUGCAAAAUAAACUCCACUGCUGCCAGAAUGAAGCUCAGGCGUCUCACAGCCACCACAAGGCCUUCAUGAAGAAUGUGGAAGCUCUGCUGGAGGAUGAGUCUCGUCCUCUUCAACACACAGAAAGUGACAUAUUGAAGGCAUUUACGGCCUUGUGCAGCAGGGAGAAAAGUGCACAAAAGUCUCAGCUGGAGAUGGAGGGCAGGCUGGCGGAGGUGGAAGAGCAGUUGUUCAGACACAAAGAGCAUCAGAGCAGCUCAGAACGGAGAGAACAGGAGCUGCUGGACAGAAUCAAGAGUCUGGAGGACGAGCUGCUGACGGCUGGAGUCUGGAAAGAUGGAAUGAAUCAGGAUAAACAGCAUUACCUGCGGUUUGUGGAGCAGCUCUCGGAGAAGCUGAAAGUGGAUCAUGUUGCUGCAGAUCUGGGAUUUGAUAUGAGACUCGAGGCCAUUCUUACACGAGCUGAACAGCUGAGCAGACAGGAAGGGACAGCUUUACUGGAGACCAAGACACAAAUCUACAGCCUUCAGAGAAAGCUUAAAGAACAUAAGGAGCGUUCAGAAAGUAAAGAGCUUCACCUGGAGCUGCUGAGGAGGAAGAUGGUCCAGCUGGAGGAGGAGAAGAGGAGCCGCUCAGCUCUGGCGGUGGAGAAAGAUGAAGCUAGUUUGGCCGGUAAGAAGCUCCAGAAGCGUGUGGAUCGACUGCAGGCGGAGCUGAGCACUUUACGCUUCUCCAACACCGAGCUGAAAGCCCAGCUGUCCCACACCAAUGAGCUCAAGAUCAAAGUGAUGGAACAAAACCAAACCAUAGAGGAUCAGAGUAAGAACCUGGGAAAGCUUGAGAAGAACAAGGUAAAGACUGAGAAGAAACUGACCACCAUCAAGUCAGAGCUGAAAAACCAGGAACUCAGAGCCAGAGAUGAGAUUCAACAAGCCCAGAGACUGCUGGACACUCAGUCUAGUGCUAUAGCAGAUCUCACUCACACCGAGAAACAGCUGCUGGACUUUUACACAGUGGUGUCUCAGAUGUUAGGCGUUGACUGCACAGGUUGUGUCCCAAACCAUGAAGUUCUCAGAAGGCUGGAGGUUCUGCUUCAGUCACGUCACUGUCACUGUCCUGCUCAUCUACACCAGCAUCACUCUCCUCACAUCUGGGCAGCUCCAGUUUCCUCCAUAAACGUCGCUCAUUCUCAUGAGUUCCAACCCCAGGCUCUGCCAGCUCCCUCCAGUACAUCCUCAGACAGCCCAACGGCCCCCAGGGAUAAUAGUAAUAUUUAAGCGACAAAGUUUUUCCCCUUGAAAUACAAGUUUCAAAAUCAUUCUGAUGGUACACUGACUUCUGAAAAGGCAAGUGGCAUUGCUUCUUUCCCAUUCGUUUGCUCCGCGUAAAGGCAGAUCGCUUUACGAUGGCAACAAAUGCACGUGUGCAGCCAUCCAUUGUAAUUACAACAGUGAUAUAUUUAUGACAGUAAAUUACACUUAACUGUAGGGGCUCCAAAGUUACAAAAAUAGACAAAACUACAUACAGUUGCUUUAACGUUCAUCCCAUUCCCAGUUGAAGAGCCUGGAAAUUUUGUGGUUUCCCCAUCAGGCUUCUUAACUAGCUCAACCAGCUCAACCAGCACAAUUUCAUUGGCAAGAAGUAUUUCCUGUUUAAACCAGGAUUUAUCUGCUUUCUGUAACUGCCCCAUUCUGGAAACAAAAAGCACUUCCUACUAUUGAUAGUCAUUAAAAAGCAACCAUGUAUUGUGACAAAAUAAACGAAUUUUGUGCAUGCAUCAUAUUAAUGGCAAGUAUUUCAUUAAAUAUUAUGCAAUGAUUUGAUGUGUUUACCCAGCUAACAAAAAACGUGUUCUAAGGAUGUUUAGCUAAUGUUCCCAUUAAGAUACAGAAAUGUUUCUGAAUAUUCGAAGAACAUUCAAAACAUCCAGUUAACGUUUUAAAAUUUGAAACACUAAGAGAACAUUCCAUUGUAUCAUUUUGCAAACAUGGGAAGUUACUUUUGAAUGUUCUCUGUAUAAAUACAAUGUUUAAAAAACAUUUUCAGAAUGUUAUUAAAGACCAGAUCAUUUUAAAUGAACAUUCUGUUAAUGUUACUGGAAUAAUGUUCAUUCAUAACAGAGAACCUAGUCAAGUUCUGAGAAUGUUCCCUGUUGACUGGGUAAUACAACCAGUAGUGCUGUCAAACAAUUAAUCACAUCCA
Molecule: messenger RNA, 3395 nt
Organism: Onychostoma macrolepis
Lineage: Eukaryota; Metazoa; Chordata; Actinopteri; Cypriniformes; Cyprinidae
Gene: ccdc170
Product: coiled-coil domain containing 170
Exons: 11
Coding region: 359-2470 (703 amino acids)
Source: RefSeq, a predicted model, not a curated record